AAAAAAAAGAGGCGAUGUUGCCUUCAAUUGUCCGAGCCUCACGUCAUGGAAAGAGUUACUUUGUUGCAGCGCGCACAGGAACAAACCCAAAGAAACAACACCGAGCCGUGAUGCGAGCUGAUGCUCACUAGGAGGAAACUUUUAUUUGUAUGUUUUUUCGGUUGCUCGUUGUGCUCCUUUGUUUUCUUUAAAGGAUCGAGUGGAGAUGCGCAGGAACCUGUUUACAAGGAGAACGCCGCAAGUUUCAGCCUGAGGGAAUGCGAACCGGGCUCGAACCGCACAGGGAUACCAGUGCUCAUCCCUCCGUUCCUCCUCACGCCAUGGCACUUUGUCUUGGAGGCGUUUUUCAACGAGGACCGUGUUGAGGUUCUGCAAUGAGAACCAAGUGUCCCAGAAGUGAACAACGCGAGGUCGCGGUCCAGUCUCUGAGGAUUAAAACCACCGUCUGUGCUUUUGGGGGAGCUCUCUGGUGAACGCCACCACUGUUUUGUUUUUGUUUUGUUUUUUUUGGUUGGGAACCUGUUGUGUUUGUGAUGUGAAAAGAGGCAGAGGGUUUGUUAUGAGAGAGUCUGUGUGUUAUAGAGCUUUUAAAGCCUGAAGUUAUUUUCUAGACUUUCAGCCAGUGUGGAUAAUAAGACAAUAGAGUGAGAGCCUCCAUGGGCUGAGGAUGCUAGUGGUCACAGGAGGAACAUUUUAAUUUUUGUGGCCGGUAGAAGUCACAGUUACAUUAACUGUUCACCUCUCCCGUGUUUACUUGCUGUCAUAUCAUUAAUUUACAUCCCGUGCUGUCACACAACCGAGCCUACAGCUGCCAUGUAAUUGGAGAUGAGUUUAAAUAUUACAGUGAGCUAGUGUCAGAUGAUUCCAGCACAGCAUGCAGCAGCACGGUAGCAUCGGUGUCAUCUAGGCGCUAUGUGCAUGUAGAAGUUGUUGCCUUAGGAACCCACUGGAGUAUCAAGAUGUCGGUGAAAGCCAAAGCGCUCUACACUUUUCAGAGUGAAAACAAAGAGGAGAUCAGUAUCCAGGAGAACGAGGAACUGGUUAUCUUUGACGAGAACUCGGUGGACGGUUGGUUUCGGGGCGAGAACAGCCGAGGGGAGAGGGGUCUCUUCCCCGCCUCCUAUGUGGAAAUUAUUCGCACCCGCUCCAACUCUAACGUGACCGACUGCUCCAUCAGCCCGGCGGGAUCUUUAGGAAACGACUCCUCCUAUUUCCCCUCGACCCCAAACACCACACUGCAUUCGCAGCAGAGUUACUAUGAUGACGACGACGAUGACUGGGACGACUGGGAUGACAGGUCGACAGUGGUGGAUGAUGGAGACCACUCUAGGAGCCCUGGGGCCAACGGGCAUGCCCAUCAGAGCCCCCUGUCCAACAACCCCAAUGUGCACUACCGGUCCAAACCACACAUGGAGAGACAGGACAGCAUUUCCAGCUCGAGGAAAGGCAGUAUGGUGGGAAGGAACUUGAACAGAUUUUCCAGCUUUGUCCGCUCAGGGGUCGAAGCGUUUGUGUUGGGUGAUGUGCCCAUGAUGGCGAAGAUAGCUGAGUCGUACACCAUCGACAUGGGUCCCUUGGGGCCGGGGUGGCAGGAGAGUCCUCGGCCUUUCUCCUGCUCCAUUGAAGACCCAACAAAACAGACAAAGUUCAAAGGCAUCAAGACAUAUAUUUCGUACCGGGUCACGCCGAGCCACACAGGGCAUCCUGUCUACCGGCGCUACAAACACUUUGACUGGUUGUACAACCGUUUGCUGCACAAGUUCACUGUGAUCUCCGUGCCUCACCUGCCUGAGAAGCAGGCCACGGGGCGAUUUGAGGAAGACUUCAUCGAGAAGCGCAAAAGGCGACUGAUCCUGUGGAUGAACCACAUGACCAGUCACCCGGUCCUCUCCCAGUAUGAAGGCUUUGAGCACUUCCUGAUGUGUGCUGACGACAAGCAGUGGAAGCUGGGCAAGAGGCGGGCGGAGAAAGACGAGAUGGUGGGUGCCCAUUUCAUGCUGACCCUCCAAAUCCCUAACGAACACCAGGACCUUCAGGAUGUAGAGGAACGGAUCGACACCUUCAAGGCCUUUGCGAAAAAGAUGGAUGACAGUGUGAUGCAGCUCACACAUGUUGCCUCGGAGCUGGUGCGUAAGCACCUGGGUGGGUUCAGGAAGGAGUUCCAGCGACUGGGAAAUGCCUUCCAGUCCAUCAGCCAGGCGUUCAUGCUGGACCCUCCUCACAGCUCAGAGACCUUCAACAAUGCCAUCUCCCAUACAGGCCGUACCUACGAGAACAUUGGAGAGAUGUUCGCAGAGCAACCUAAGUAUGACCUCUUCCUUAUGCUGGACAAGCUGUCGCUCUACCAAGGCCUGCUCGCCAACUUCCCCGACAUCAUUCAUCUACAGAAAGGUGCCUUUGCCAAGGUGAAGGAGAGCCAGCGGAUGAGUGAUGAAGGGAAGAUGGACCAGGAUGAGGCCGACGGCAUUAGGAAACGCUGCCGGACGGUGGGGUUCGCCCUCCAGGCAGAGAUGAGCCACUUCCAUCGGCGGCGAGAGGUGGACUUCAAAGACAUGAUGCAGGCCUACCUCAGGGAGCAGAUAGCCUUUUACCAACGUGUUGUCCAGCAACUGGAGCGCACCCUGCGCAUGUACGACUGUCUGUAAAAGACGCGGAACUGCUGUCCUGUUCAAGAUGCCAAAAAAACACAGAGGGGAAGAAGAAGUCUUUGAUGAGUGACAUGGAAGUUACUGGAGAGACGUGCUAAUCCAGUCAGUCUUUCGUUUAGAUGGAUUCAAAGUCACGUUUUUUGUCUUUCUAAAGACCUACUGUACCUUUUUUUUCUGAAAUACACAUCACAUAGGCAAUGUCACAGCAUAUUGUUUAAUUUACAUAAUUUAAGGUGUAACAUUAAAAUAAGAUUAUAGGUUUCAAAAUUCAUAGUGGAUCUAUAGUUGAUUGUCUUUUAGUGUAACAUGCCAUGAAACGGGUUCUGUUUUUGAAAUUGUCCCCUUCUCUCCAUCAUCAUGCACUUUGGCUCCUCCUGGGACUGAUUCAAGUGGCUUCUAUGGAGAGAAAAAACCCCAAAUAUUCCCUGUUUUGUUUUUUUGUUAUUUUUAACCAACAUCUGAUAAACAUUCCAGAUACUGUUUAACGCAGCAUUUUAGGAUUUUAAGUCACUGCGUAAUGCCUUGUUUGAUGAGCGCUCAUCUUGCUCAGGUGUUCACUGCUUCAAACUUCAUUUCAGUUUCUUUAGUGUCUCUUUGCACAAAGAAAAAGAGUCUGUCUUAACUUUGCACCAUGUGGAAGACUCACUGAAACCAAGUAGUUCUGUUAAGUGAUGUAAUUUUACCUACUUUCUUCAUGCAGCAAGUGCCUUUAAGGAUCUGAGGCAUUCUGAUGGAAUGAAACAUAUUUUUUACAUGGACCGUUUGUCUGUAGCACGGCUGGUGUUUUUCUGGAAUGAAUUGUAUCUAGAAACGAGUUUGCACAUUUUUUUAAAUUUUUUUUUAUACACUAUCGGGUCAGAGUGUGUUGGUGUGUGUGGGUGAAUGAGUUGGAGUGAGUCGACUACUGGGCUGAUCAAAUCCCGUUUCCCCUGUGGAAGACAAAAAAGUAAUGAAGCGCUCUCAUGUAGCAGCAGGUUUAUCUCGUCAGCUGGUAUGUGUAGCAGCUGGGUAGUCGAAGUGGAUUAACUGGUCGAGUGAGGCGAAACUCCAGCGUGGCAUUUCAGUACUUUUGGUGACGCAAGACCAAAUUCUACCACUCACCACAGUUUUGUGUUUGAUGUAGUUUGGGUCAAUAGCAGUUCAAUUGGAGGUUCAUAUAAAGUAUUUAAGAAAAAAACAUCUAAUGAAUAAAACCGCGUUAUAUCAUACAGAUUAUCAGUUAACUGUGCACAUAAUGAUUUACAGAUAUAGUUUGACAUUUUGUCAAAAUCUGUCCAUUUCACUUUAUUGCCACGAGUUAGAUGAUAAUAUUAUCUCCAAUCUCAUGUUUGUUUGUUUAAUGUGAAGGUACAGCCAGCAGAUGGUUUAGCUUAGCUUAGCAUAACUCCUGGUAACAGGGAGAAACAGCUAGCCCGCCUCUGUGUGAAGGUUGAAAAAAAAAAAAAAAGUCUGGCUCAUUGAAUGCUCUCUAAUUAAACAUGUUAUUUUUAAUUUGUUUAAACUGGUGAGAAAACAAAGUCAAUUCACGAUUCUACUGGGUCUGUAACGCUGCCAUAUCAUGAAAUAAUCAGGCUUUAACGCCCUGAGUCAGAACUUUAUUGAUCCCACUGUAACUUUUGCAAUUUUCCCCUGUAGGGAUCAGUUAAGUAUUUUGGAUUCUGAUUUUGUAAAACUAAUAUUUGUCAUACUUAGACUGUGUUCCAACUGCAUGCAAGCAUCUGAAUUUACAGGAUGUCAGACGCUUGCCGUCCACAUGUUAUGUAUUAAAGUCUGUGUAAAGCAAAUUCAGCAAUUUUUACAUAAGUUAACCAACCACAUACCUGUGUGCUGGAGAUCCAAUUGGAGGCGUCGACACUCACGUUAAAGAUGUGAGUGCUUCCUGAAUAGCCUAUCUUCCUCCGUUAUAAUGUAUUUAAUCAGAACAUACAUUUUAUACCGUAAUAUUUAGAUGUUUCUGUACUGUUCUUGUUGUCGCAUGCAGUUAGGACAUGGUGAUACACUUAGCCUUUUGCAUAGAUUAAACAUACUAUAUUAGACGUGUAAGGUGCUGUAAGGUUAUUUUUUUUCUAGCUUGUGAAGGAGCCAGACUAGCUAUUUUCUGUUGUAUGCUAAGCUAACCUAAGCAGCCAGAGCCAGAUUUGUCCUGCAGACAUGAGUCAUAUCAAACUUCUCAUCUAACUCUCGCCAGUAAAGCAAAUGUGCAUAUUUCCCAAAAUGUUCAACUAUUCCUUGCAUAGUAAUAGGCGUACCUUAUUGCUCUUAUUCCAGUGGCGAUCACAGUACAGUGUCAUGUUUUACACUUUUUUUCUCACAUUUAAUGAAGUCAUUUCUCCACACUGAACAAGAUUCGACUGACUGAGAAUUCAGCUCCCAUUCUUCACUGUUCGAGUGUUUGUUACUAAAAGCGAGUUGUGGCAGUAACGUCACUCAUUCUGUUUCACAAGAGAGAAACUUCAUUGCAACCUGCGGUCUGCGAGGCUAUCUUUAACGUCGUGUUAACCUCCGAGGUUUAUGUGGAGUGACGUCUGCGUUGCAGUAAUAAGCAUUACCUCACGGCGUGCAGGGAACGUCUUUGCGAGCUUCUCCUCGAGCGGUUCCUGGUGUUCAUUCGGCAGCUGUGACUCUUUCCCUUGUGUUUUGAUGGCGGAGGGUUUGAUCUGCCAGCAUUGUGCUUGCGUGUGGAUGAAAAGUGAAAAUGAAAAAUAGUUGCUGUGACGUCUCCGCCUGGUGUUUGUGAGUUUCAGAAUUUGAGGUCAGGGCCUUAUUAUGGUCCUCCGAUAACACAGAAGUGCUGAUUCAGAGCGGCAGGUUUCUCAGUAAACAAAUGGUCCCUGUGUGUUUGUGCGUGACUCAGAUGUGAGUGUCAGUUACUGGUACCGUUCAGUCCACAUCUGCAGCCUUUAACUCUUCACUGUCUACAUGUGGUGUUGUUUAUGUCGAACAAACCUUUUUUGCUUUCUUUGCAUUUUUUUUUUUUUUUUUAAAUCUGUCAGCAUUUGCACUCAGUUUCUCCAAGACCAAAGAAGUCAGAUGUUUUCUACUGGGCUUCCUCUUUUUUUCAUUUUUUUUUUCAUUUUUUACUGUCUUUGGUUGAAGUGAAAUGUGCUCCCUGGUUUUGUAAGUUUUACCUGUUAUACUCUAAGGAAAAUGUGAAGAGAGGAUUUGGAAAAAAGUCAAGAAACACUCCACAGAGGACACCAAAGGCAGAUUUGGGGCAAAAAAGGUGCAAAAGAGAGAAACCAGUCGAACAACCUCCAGUCAGGUUUCAUAACGACGCUUCCCUCUCGUGUUCCAAAGCUGCGCCAUAAGUUAAGCACCAGACAUUUCACACAAGUGACUGUUGCCCGAUAUGGAUGUGUGACCUGGUGAGUUUGCAGGAACUCUACGCUUUUGUUUCAGUCUCUGAAGUAACAGAUGGUGAUUUUCAGGAAGUAAUUUGUCACUUGAUUUAAGGGAAGGGGACUUAAAAAUCUUAAUAAAAAGUAAUGAUGGUGAUCUGU
Molecule: messenger RNA, 6148 nt
Organism: Acanthopagrus latus (yellowfin seabream)
Lineage: Eukaryota; Metazoa; Chordata; Actinopteri; Spariformes; Sparidae
Gene: snx33
Product: sorting nexin 33
Exons: 2
Coding region: 960-2645 (561 amino acids)
Biological process (GO): endocytosis; plasma membrane tubulation; cleavage furrow formation
Cellular component (GO): plasma membrane; cytoplasmic vesicle
Molecular function (GO): phosphatidylinositol binding; protein binding
Source: RefSeq, a predicted model, not a curated record